Messenger RNA from Brassica napus (rape), 530 nucleotides. RefSeq lists its product as uncharacterized. The record is from RefSeq and is a predicted model, not a curated record. The coding region runs from base 88 to 294 and encodes 68 amino acids. The transcript has 3 exons. Lineage: Eukaryota; Viridiplantae; Streptophyta; Magnoliopsida; Brassicales; Brassicaceae.
GAUUCAACGCCAUUUUGUUCUCUUCUUCUUCGUUCUCCAUCUGCGCACGGAUCUCCCUUAUCUUGUCGAUUAAAUCCUCUCAGAAUCAUGUUGACGGAAACACCAUUUAGGGCAAGAGAGAAGCUUCUGGAGAAGCAGAGGUUGUUCCAGAGCAUCCAGAGGCACACUUACCUCAAAGGACCUAUGGACAAGGUCACCUCCGUUGCCAUCCCUCUUGCCUUGGCUGCUUCUUCUCUCUACAUGAUUGGGACAGGAAUCUACAACAUGUCGAAUGGAAUCGGGAAGAAGGAAUAAGUAAACAGCUUCUUCUUCUUUUUUCCUUUUUAUUUCUCCUUUUGGAGGGUUUUUUCUAUGUUUAUCCAGUGGCUAGCAUGAUAAGGUUGCAGGCUAAAGGUUGCACUGGUCUUUUUUCUUGCAUUUUUGCCAAAUAAUUGCAGACAAUGUCGAAAGAUGAAAGAUGUUUGAUUGGUAUAAAGUUCUCCAUUGUUUGGAAAGUUCAUCAUUUGCUAAUGACAAUGUUGAAUUAUUUU